Molecule: messenger RNA, 10012 nt
Organism: Phycodurus eques (leafy seadragon)
Lineage: Eukaryota; Metazoa; Chordata; Actinopteri; Syngnathiformes; Syngnathidae
Gene: fbxw2
Product: F-box and WD repeat domain containing 2
Exons: 10
Coding region: 3092-4282 (396 amino acids)
Molecular function (GO): protein binding
Source: RefSeq, a predicted model, not a curated record
CGGGAUGCUCAUUUAGCUCCGUUGGUACAGUGACGAAUCUGCUCGUGUGUAGAAGAAAAUUGCGAUUCCAAUGAAAACGUCUGCAACAGAAGCCAGUUGAAACAGUUCGCUGUUCUUUAAGACAAGAAUCUCGACAUCGCCGAGUGUAUUUCUCUGUACUUGCACAUGAGCUAUGUAUGAGACGCUACGCCACGAGCUGCAUUAUGUAACGUUUUCAGUCAUUUGUCGUUGUGGCUAACGAUAGCAACGAAGCUAGCUUAGUUUAAAACGCAUUUCAACUUGAUUAGUUGCAGGUUACCUUCCAGCAGAAAACUGAAUUCAGUAAAUUAACUGGCAGAAAGGAGGCGAUGAGGAUCUGUACUGUCCGACUUAGCAGAACGCAUUGGAUACAGGGGUAGAGGCUGAAGCCAGCUGCAGUGCCAACUAUUUUUCCUACGGCCAUCGGGACCUCAACUGCCAGCAAGAGAACUAAAUCUCGCAGCCGCCACUGCAGCGGCACAGACAAGAGGUGAGGAUUUCCUUGUAUAUACCUACGAUUCUAUUAUGGUUACUAUGCAAUGGGGAGAAGGAAAAAAAGGCCCACGCCGUAGUUUUCAGUACUGACGUCUGUACAUUUCCCUACAUCACAAGCAAACAGACGUGCGGCGUGUUAUAACGCAACUCGAGCGAGGGGCACACAAUAUAUAGGAAUACUGCAUACCAUAUAAAAGCUUGUGCCGUGUCACUAAAACAUAUAUGAAUAUAUAAUACGUGGAGUCGUGCUAAAAAAUAUUGGCACCCCAAUUAUUUCAAGUCAUGAAUGUAUAAAAAUACCUGCUUUUUUUUUAAUUAAUUAAUUUAUUUAUUUAUUUUUAUUAUACAUACCGUCACAUCGAGCCAGUGACCACUCUCUUUUUCUGAUGUGCAGCUGCUACUUGGCUGCUUGUCAUCGUCACUGUCUGAUCGGCUCAAACAAACGAUGCCAAUUUCAGUUGGGUGCUCCUGUACGUCGAAAUCCUCCUCCUCCACAUAUUCCAACAUGUUGCUCGCCAUUUCGUAUAGUAUGUAGCGCACUGUGUUUGGCAAUUACAACGUCACGUCUGGUAGCCCUUGCGGUGGAUAGAGUAACCACUCUCCGGUGUCCUGAGCUUCGGGUAUGUUCGGGGAGGAUCAAUAUGCGUAAUUAAAACCUAAGUUUUAGUUAAACUAUGGUUGAAAACUUGCUGGAAGUUACGUGCAUGUAUUACAUAACAUAUAAACAAUGCAAAUGUGAAUUUUAAUUGACCCCGUAACAUCUUUGUCAUUUGACCUCUAACACUAAAUAAGCCAGCCCAGCUGAUUGUCGUGCCUACGUGGCCACCAUUUUGGGAAGGUUGUCGUUACCAUGAAGGCAAUGGCGCGCUACUCGUUUUUACAUUUAGACAAACAAAAACAACAGCUUUCAUGUAGUGUGGUAUUUUUCUGGCACUGUCUGCCCAAACGUGGAUAUUUCAGUUCACUUAUAACUUUCAAAAACAGUAAGUAAAUUGCAGACGUUGCAGUUUUGACGGUGCGCGCGCACACACACACACACACACACACACACACACACAUAGCCACAUCAGAUUUUGCACAUUCGCAUUUUAUUUUUUUUGUUAUUGAUGUUCAAUGCUGUGGUUAAAAAAAUCUGAAGUUACUCACUAUUUACUCAGUACUUGAGUAAUUAUUUCACUGUGUACUUUUCACUCUUAAGAAGUCACAUUAUUUUCAAGUAACAGUACUCUUAGUUGAGUACAAUAUUUGUGUACUCCACCCAACUCUGGAGCGGACAUCCUCUAUUGCUAUUCUUAUGUUUAAGCAAAACUUUUGCUCAUCAGAUGAACCAGUGUCGUAUUUGUUGCACUGGUGUAUUUUUGCAUUGAGGUGCGGCGGGUCGUGGCUCUGGUUGUGGUCCCAGCGGAACCGCAAACCACAUCGGCGACAAGAGCUGAUGCGCUAGUACAUUUUGUAUUAAUUAGGAAAAGCGCCUACAAUUAUCUAAUUAGUUCAUGGAUGUUAAUGUUAAAUGUGUUAAGCGACGGAGCGAUGUUAUGGAUUAAGGCACAACACAGAACUAACUUCAAUUUCAGAAAUGGCCAAUAAAAAUGGAAAAAUAUUGUACUUAAUAUUUUCCUGGAUGAUGCAUUUGUAAUUAGCCUUUGAAUUUCCUAAUAGUGAAAAAUGAAGUGAAACAGACUGAUUUUAGUAAAUUGUUUUCCAGAAUGAGAGUGCUUAAAGAGGAGGAUGCAAUUCAUGUGGCAAAGCUUGAAGCAGGCAACAGGUGCAGGUGGAGAUGGGCCUGGCUGAAGUUGGAGGCCAAAACAAAAAAGCAAAGAAAUGUGGCAAAUUUAAUUUUAAUCUGAAAUGUUUACAUCAUGUACUUGAGCGGUGUAAAUAAGUUUUUAUGCAUAAAGAAUUUUUUUUCUUUUUUGCCUUAUUGUACUCUUCAGAGUCUUCCAGAUUGCUUAAUUUAUGGUAAAAUAAAAAAAAAUUCUCUGCGCGCGCCCGUGGGAUUAUUUUGUCACCUUUUUCAUGGCUUUGGUGUUUGCAUGUCGACUUAAAGAUAGGGUGAGAAGCUCGGUCAUUCGGGAGGGCCUCAAAGUAGAGCCGCUGGUCCUCCGCAUUGAGAGGAGCCAGAUGAGGUGGCUUGGUGGCAUCUGAUUAGGAUGCCUCCUGAACGCCUCCCUGGUGAGGAGUUCCGUCCAUGUCCCACCGUGAGGAGACAACGGGGACGGCCCAGGACACGCUGGAGAGACUAUGUCUCCUGGCUGGCUUGGGAACGCCUCUGGAUCCCCCUAGAAGAGCUGGAUGUAGUGGCUGGGGAGAGGGAAGUCUAGGCUUCUCUACUAAAGCUACUGCCCCCACAACCCGACCUCGGAUAAGCGUCAGAAAAUGGAUGGAUGGAUGGAUAUACAGUAGGCAACACCAGAGCCCUGACUGAAACCCAAUUGAGCAUCUCUGGAGAGACCUGAAAAUGCCUGUCCUCCAACGUUCACCAUCACCAUCCGACCUGACAGAACUGGAGAGGAUCUGCAAAGAGGAAUGGCAGAGGAUCCCCAAAUCCAGGUAUUGCAGGUUGCUCUAAUGACAACUCAUGGAGAGGACAGAUUUUCAGAGGUGGCUGGAGUCAAUCUCUUCCACUUUCCUAACUCUAAAUGACCAGCAGCGCAACCAGUCUUUGGACCACAUCAUAUUCCUUAGUGGUGCUGCCCAGCUUCGUCAUUUGUCUAAUGGCUUGGAGGCACUGCUCAAACGUGACUUUCUCCGACUCUUGCCUCUGGAACUGGCUUUCUACUUGCUGCGGUGGUUAGAUCCACAGACUUUACUCACUUGCUGCCUUGUCUGCAAGCAAUGGAAUAAAGUGAUAAAUUCAUGCACAGAAGUGUGGCAGAAUGUUUGUCGGGACCUGGGCUGGAGGAUUGAUGAGUCCAUUCAGGAUGCAUCCCAUUGGAAGGGUGUCUACAUUAAAGCUAAACUGCGUAUGGUACAGCUGAAGGAUCAGAAGGCCUUUGAGACAUCCUCACUCAUUGGCCACAGUGCUCGUGUGUAUGCUCUCUAUUACAAGGAUGGUCUUCUCUGCACAGGAUCUGAUGAUCUCUCUGCAAAAUUAUGGGAUGUACGUACUGGGCAAUGCAUUUAUGGGAUUCAAACUCACACCUGUGCCACAGUGAAGUUUGAUGAACAGAAGCUUGUGACUGGAUCCUUUGAUAACACUAUUGCAUGCUGGGAGUGGAGCACAGGAGCCAAAAUUCAGCAGUUCCGUGGCCACACAGGAGCAGUUUUCAGUGUGGACUACAAUGAUGAGAUGGACAUGCUGGUGAGCGGCUCUGCAGACUUCACUGUGAAGGUCUGGGCUUUGGCAGUCGGUGCCUGUCUCAACACUCUGACUGGACAUACUGAAUGGGUUACCAAGGUGAUACUACAGAAAAGUGAAGUGGAGUCUAUGGUGCACAGUCCUGGCGAUUACAUCCUCCUAAGUGCUGAUAAGUAUGAAAUUAAGAUAUGGCCUUUGGGAAAAGAAAUUAACAGUAAGUGCUUAAAGACCCUGUCAGUGUCAGAGAACCGCAGCAUCAGCCUUCAACCCCGUUUGCAGUUUGAUGGACGCCACAUUGUUUGCAGCUCUGACAUCGGAGUAUAUCAGUGGGACUUUGCCAGCUUUGAGAUUCUCAGGCGGGAACCAGGCAGUCGAAUAAUCGGGAAAAAGAUGAAGAAAAGGAAAACAAACGGGAGAGGACCCAAAAAUGAAAAUUGGUGGUCAAGCGGAUGCAGGGACUUGCGUUCAUAACUUUCCGACCAUUGGGUUUGCUGGCGGGUCACGCUUUUAUGCUUGAUUGAAAGCUUAACUUGCGCGAAUACUGGAGACUCAUCUCAGUAGCCUGGCAGGCCCAAAGGCUAGGAAACAAGAGCCUCACCAUAGUCUUAACGCCGGACUAGGCCUUUCUCGUGGUCCCGGGGAACCAUGUGGAGACCCCCCCCCCCCAAAAAAAUACAAAAUAAAAAGGGCAGGGGGGAGGGACGGCCGCAGCUGAGAAGUGUCAGGCCAGAGCACAGGAUUAAAGCCAGAGCGAAACAAAGGGUCUUCCCAUAUAUCUCUGAAUCGCCAGGCGAAAGAGAUGACGUCUCCGUUUCGGUUUUCUUCUCUAAAUUUCUUAGUUAUGCAUGUGCGCCCUCAUCAUGGGCAGGUUCCCCUUUCUAUGCAAAACGGUUCCCAAUUUUUAAACUGUCUCAAACAGAGAUUAAGUAUAUGAAUGAACUUCUUUCAAUCAUGGUUCUGGCAGAUCAAAUAAUACUGUCCAACACAACACUAUUUCAUCUGUCCUGUGUCCCAUUAUUUCAUAUAUUUUGUGCUUGUGACACUGUGCCACAGUACUCAUCGACAAACUCAUCGUAAAACUUUCAGAAUCAACACAAAGACACAGAAAUCAACGUGUACAUUCAGGGUACUCGUGCAGACUUCUACACGUUUGUACAGGCGUGGGAUUUCCUUAAUUUCACUGUACAUUCUCGAUAUGUAUGUAUAAUACCUGUUUGUUUAGAGUCACAGGGAGUCCGUUUUGCAGUGUUUUUGGUCACCACUGGGUUCAUGUUCCAUUGAUUAGAGGCGACCAGUCAUCUGGCCAUUCUCAAUCUGCUGAGUGGGUUUUUUUAGGGUGGAUAAGAGGGGGAUUGCUAUUUGUUGAACAGUCAUCAGUCAUCCGUCCUCCCCCAGCCAAGCUGUGUUCUCAGGUUUUAGGGGGGAAGAAGAACGAGCCUGUUCUCGGUGAGUAUCCAUGUGAGUCAAAACAGACAUCUUGCUGGCUUAUAGGCUUAGCAAAGAAAUGUUGAGGUACCCUGAGUCGAUUAGGGAGCAGGACAGGCCAGGCUCUUUGGUCUUUGGCCUGAGAGUUGGUAUUCCUUACACCGACCAAGGAUGUCAAAUGGUAGACUAUAUAGUUUUAUAAAAUUAUCCUAUAAUAUUAUCCUUAGGUCUGAGGUGUGUUAAGAGUGGAUUUGUCCCGAUAACAGGAUCCGAAACAAGUCGGGGCUGGCAAUCUUAAAUAUUGAAUGUGUUCAAUAUUUAUGACCAAAAGUCUUUGUGUGCGGGGAAAACCGACGUCUCCUGAGUCAUGAUGCCAUAAAUUGUGACAUGAAACAAAUCUAGCCAAUCAAAGAAGUGACCUUAUUGACAAAAAAGAAAGCGGACGGAACUACAUCCAACCAUCAAUCCAUUUUCUGAACCGCUUAUCCUCACGAGGGUGCUGGACCCUAUCCCAGCUAUCUUUGAGCAAGAGGUGGGGCACAGCCUGAACUGGUCGCCAGCCAAUCGCAGGGCACAUAUAAACAAACAACCAUUCACUCUCACAUUCACACCUACAGCCAAUUUAGAGUCUUCAGUCAACCUACCAUGCCUGUUUUUGGGAUGUGGGAGGAAACCAGAGUACCCAGAGAAAACCCACACAGGCACGGGAGAACAUGCAAACUCCACACAGGUGAGGCCGGAUUUGAACCCGUGUCCUCAGAACUGUGAGGCAGAUGUGCUAACCAGUCGACCAUUGUGCCGCCUACGGAACUACAUUUUUUCUUUUUUCCGUGUCACUGUGGCGACACAAUUCUCCCAAAACCUACAGAUAAACUCUCAUUGAAAAUGAAUGUGCCAUCGAAAUGAGUACAUUGUUCCCAGACAUGCUGCUCUUUCAUACAAUAUCUGAUAGAUGUCUUCUCUGAUUUUGUUGACAGGCUUCCGAUGUCCAUCUUGAUGUCAGUCCUCUUUUCUAAAAAUUUAAAGUUGUCUUUUUUCGUCAAUUGAAACAGGAAGAGUAAAUGCCCAUUUCAAUGAGAAUGCAUUGCAUUUCCUGGCAUGCGUAAUGGCCUUUCUCAGAUUCUCAGAUUAACUCGUCACCCUGGUGACACCAUUCAGUCAUGCUGCCUCGGGCUUGUGAUUUUGUAGCUAUAGAUAGAUAUCUUCUCUCCCCGGUCAGGGAUAAAGUUGUGGAGUUAAUAAUAUCCCAUUAUAAAAAUAUCCCAACCAUUGCACAACUCACUGUACUCAUCUGAAAAUGUAUGCACGCAAGUAUGCACGGAUUUGUAAAUAAGCCAACCAAGUACGCUGCUGCAGGAAGCCCACACACUGUACGUCUUGCGCGGAGAGAAACUAUUGGAAGGGCAACAAAAUGGGAUUCAGAACUGCUCCAACCGUGCAACAACUACAUGUGGCUGUUAGCAACCCCCACAAGGUGGCGGCUGGUAUUAUUAGUCAAUAUCAACGACACAACUCUAAACAGACAUUGAAAUGACACGUUGGGGGUUGAAGAGCUCUCUAAUGGCGACCCCUACUAGCAGGAUUUUUGGAAAUACGUCAACAGCACAAUAUGAACAUAAAUACUGAUAAGUCUUGUAUGUGUUACAUGAGAGAAAUUGUGCUCAGUGGGACAUCACAAAAGUUGACUGCACAUUACUAGCCUACAGUUAAACAGCAAACCCCCUAAUACACAAGUUAAGACAAGACAAUAGGGGCUUUCCCACAGCAGAAACCUUUGCAGGAACUUCCCUAGCUACUCUGGUAGCUUGAGUUCCCCCUGUGUCCCCACUGAAAAAAAACUAACAGGGUACAGAAGGUUCCCCCUGGAUUAUUUAGUUCCUCUUGGCGGAUAGGGUCUUCCUAGAGCUACCAAGAACUCUUUGAGGGGGCGGGCUGUGCUGACAAACGUUGAUUGGUUGCAGACCUCUGUUGGCGUUUACUUUUUCAUUAACCAAGCGCCAUUACUGGAUGCAGCGUGAUGCAAGGCUCAGAAUAAGAGAACAAAAAUACAUUGGAAAGCAAAAUUUUGAAUUGUCAGGUUCAAACAACCUAGAAUAUUUAAUAAACAAGGAAGGAAGACAAGAGACUGGUUCUUUUACUCGCGAGGAGAACGGACAGAGUUGUACGCAGUUACAACCUCCGACCGUUCUGCCUACACUCUGCCGAGCCCUCUCUUUUUAUUUCCUUAGGGUGGUUCCUAGUUACACAGAUGUUGCUGCUGCUAUCUUGAUAUAAGGACACACACAGCAGCAACGUGAAACAAUCACAGAUAUGACUCAUGGCGCAGAUGAUAAUGCAGAUCUGUUCUUCGGCGCUGAUAGUUUCAACCUUUGACCGCAAAAGGUUCCAACCGCUAUCUUUAAAUGAGGGCACAGUCCUCUUCACAGACAACUUCAACUUACAUGAUACAAUCAACAUUAUACUGCUGUAUAAAUGCUUUGCAAUAGGAUUAGAGUAAACAUGAGAUAACAUAUGUAUAUUUAUUCUAACACGAAUUACCGCUUGAGCGUGGUGGCAGCGGACUUUGCCACUGCCAUGGGCUCACGGCGAGACCUGCUGCUACCCCGGCAGCAAGGUCCGCCGCUGGCUGACUGUUCCCCUAAGGAGCAGUGGUCCGAGCCAGAGCAGGCAUGUGCGUGGCCGGCGAGGACCCUCUGAUGGUCCAAUCCAAUCAAUUGCGGGGAGAUAAAAAUAAAAAACCCUCCCAGGCAGGAGCUCCUCCAGCCUGCAGAAAAAUGCCAAGUUUGCCAUUGGGCAAGACAAGAAAAUGAAGCAUGGCUUUUUGUCUGUGUUUGUACUUGCAAUGUGCAAUCUGUUUUGUUUCUGUCAUGCAAACACAUGUACAGAUACCAAAUAUGUUUCAGAUUCAGACAACUUUAUUUAUCCCGUGUGGGCAAUUUGUUUACAGCUUCUACAACCCCAAUUCCAAUGAAGUUGGGACGUUGUGUUAAACAUAAAUAAAAACAGAAUACAAUGAUUUGUAAAUCAUGUUCAACCUAUAUUUAAUUGAAUACACUACAAAGACAAGAUAUUUAAUGAUCACACUGAUAAACUUGAUUGUUUUUAGCAAAUAAUCAUUAACUUUGAAUUUUAUGGCUGCAACACGUUCCAAAAAAGCUGGGACAGGUGGCAAAAAAGAGUGAGAAAGUUGAGGAAUGUGCAUCAAACACCUGUUUGGAACCGGAGGGCAUCAGGACGAACUCUGUGGCCAGAAUAUGUUCUUUUCCCUUAAUAAUUUUCAUGGCUUUUUCAGCCACCUGCUUCUCCCAAUGAGGGUCCAAAUCCCUCUGCUUAAUUGCAAUAAUUUUCGAGCAUACUUUAACAAUACCGUUUAGACUGUUGUUGUCCUUGACUGACAUCCCAUUGAACCAACAGAUAAAAGAGAAGGUUAAUCACACUGCUGUAUUUUAAAACUCAUUAAGAGCUGUCCAUGAAGUCAUGUAAUUUUUAUUUAUUCAUUGAACCUUAUCCAGGUAAGGUAAGGUAUUUGCAAUGCCGACCUGGCUGCAGAAAGCAGAGUAAAACAAAGCAUAUUAGGAGUAAAUGCAUGUACUAACUGUACAAUGUGAUAGAGUAACAAGAUACAUAUAUAUUUAUAACUUAGAUUAAGAUAUAAAAUAUGAAAUUAACUUGAAAGGUUGAAAUACCAGCAUUUAUUUAGAUCCAGUAUGUGUCAGUAAUGAGCAACAUCAGCCUCAUUUGCUUAAGCUUCCCUGAACUAAUAAGUGCAAUGGAACCACAAACCAGAUGGGCCACAAGAACCUUUUUGCUCCAAGGAACUCCGGCUAUCAGGAACUCAGACUUCCUAUGUUGGUUGGUGGAAAAGCCCCUAAUAUAUAUGGUAAAACAUGAUUAUACCCAAUUGUCAAUCAAUGGAUGGACCAACUAAUACAAACUAAUUAUGAUAAUUAUGGUGUACCCUGCCUCUCGCCCGAAGAUAGCUGGAAUAGGCUCCGGCACGCCUGUUACCCUAGUGAGGAUAAGUGGCAUGGAAAAUGGAUGGAUGGAUAAUCAUGAUCAUCAUCAUAACAACAGUCAUCAUCAUUAUCAUCAUCAUAAAUAUCAUUCAUUCACUCAUUUUCCAUACCGCUCAUCCUCACUAAAGUCGUGGGCAUGCUGGAGCCUAACACAGUUAUCUUUGGAUGAGUGGCGGAGUACACUCUGAACUGGUCGCCAGCCAAUCGCAGGGCACACAUAAGAAAACAACCAUUCACACUCACAUUUACACCUACGGGCACUUUAGAGUCUUCAAUUAACCUAGCAUGCAUGUUUUUGGGAUGUGGGAGGAAACCGGAGUGCCCGGAGAAAACCCACCCAGGCCCGAGGAGAACAUGCAAACUCCAGACAGAUGAACCCGGGUCCUCAGAACUGUGAGGCAGAUGUGCUAUUAUUAUUAUUAUAGGAUGUUGUAUGUAGAGUUUUGAGGAUAUAAGAAUUAUUAAAUUUUUGUAUAAGACUAUAUCCUAACAAAAUGUGGAAAAGGUGAGGCACUGUGAAUACUUUCUGGAUGUACUGGAAAUAUACAUACAUAAGGUUUUUUCUUGAAACUGAAGGGAUUGACUGAAUGGGAUGUCAAACAGGUCUAACAAAGGCUAGGAAAAGAGGUGUGUCACUGGACCAGGAGAGGUUGGCUGUAAGCCCUUUGGAGGAGGCAUUGUUAUUAGUUACUGUAUGUUGUGCAGUAGUUUGUCAAUAUCUUUUUUUUCCCCUAUCACUAUUAAUGAGGUAUGUUUUUAU